Messenger RNA from Phragmites australis (common reed), 604 nucleotides. RefSeq names its product protein NOI4-like. Bases 170 to 412 code for a protein of 80 amino acids. The transcript has 3 exons. The record is from RefSeq and is a predicted model, not a curated record. NCBI's taxonomy places the organism in Eukaryota, Viridiplantae, Streptophyta, Magnoliopsida, Poales, Poaceae.
GGAGAGAAUACUCCGCUCUCCGCCACUCGAGGUAUAAGUCCAUCAACCGCUUUUCCACCUCGAUUAGUCUCCUCUCCUCUUAUCUCCGUUCCUUUCCUCUUCCUCCGAAACUUUCCCCAACACUCUCUGCCCGCCGGAUCGAAGGCUCGAAGCUCGCCGCAAUCCAUCCAUGUCGGAGGAAUCAGGUCGCCCUUUACCUAAGUUUGGUGAAUGGGAUGUCAACGACCCAGCUUCUGCUGAUGGAUUCACAGUGAUAUUCAACAAAGCCAGAGAUGAGAAGAAGGGUGGGAAUGGACAAGACACUGAGUCUCCUUCCAAAGACACCAGAACCGAGAGGGUGGAAUCUUAUGCCGCCAAGCCAAACUCGAAGAAAUGGUUCUGCUGUGUGACGUCCAGCCCUACACAAUCUUGAGGAAGACAAUUGCCGUCACGGAAAUUAUGCCCUUUAAUUUUUCUAUACAUACUAUCGAUAAGACCUUGUAGAGAUACCCAGGGCCUCAGGCUCUCUGGGCUCCAGGAUGGUAUCUCGUAAAACCCUGAAGUGCUUGUAUGUAUGUGUGCUGGUUAUCGACACAUAUUUGGAAAGUGGACCUUCUGGUUGUAA